This is a messenger RNA of Metarhizium acridum CQMa 102, 861 nucleotides long. RefSeq lists its product as uncharacterized. Gene Ontology annotation, cellular component: membrane. Gene Ontology annotation, biological process: transmembrane transport. NCBI's taxonomy places the organism in Eukaryota, Fungi, Ascomycota, Sordariomycetes, Hypocreales, Clavicipitaceae. Gene Ontology annotation, molecular function: transmembrane transporter activity. The record is from RefSeq and is a predicted model, not a curated record.
AUGGCGUGGAUAGUGUCAAGGCAAAAGAAAAGUAGCCCUCAGAAGCACCGUCUUUUGCCGAGAUUGACGACAGGACCAACCGACGACCUCUCCCAUGUUCAGCUCUGCGCUACAUAUGCGCUUCAGUACUAUGACAAGGCCAUUCUUAGCCAGGCCGCCAUCUUUGGCCUCAAGUACUCAUGGGCCACUCUGAUCUUUUACUUCGGAUACAUUGCUGGAACUUAUCCUCUCUCCUUUCUGGCCCAAAAGUAUCCACCUCGUCUGGUGUGUACCGGUAUUUGCCUUGUCUGGGCAGUGGUAGUUCUCACCACGCCAGCCUGUAGGUCGUAUCAAGGUCUGCUGGUCAACUGCUUCUUCUUGGGACUCAUCGAGUCCGGUGUCUCUCCCAUUUUUAUGCUUGUCGUUAGCCUCUGGUACACCCACUCGGAGCAAGUAUUGCGGUCCAGCUACUGGUAUUCGUCCAGCGGUGGCUCGCUCCUAGUAUCGCCCCUCAUCAACUACGGCCUGGGCCACAUAUCAGGAGGCUCACCCCAUCCAUGGCAGUACAUGUAUCUCAUUGCUGGUGCGAUUACCUUUCUUUGGGGCGUUGUACUUUGGUGGGUAUUUCCAAAUACGCCUCACAAUGCCAAGGGCUUCAAAGAGGAGGAGCGAAAAUUGUUGGAGGAACGGGUGCGGGCCAACAACGCCGGAGCUGAGAACAAUCUUUUCAAAUCUUACCAGCUAAGAGAGGCGCUAACAGAUUAUCUCUGGGGCAUAAUAACCCUGUCCACGGUAUCUUGCACGGGCUCGGGUGUCGUUACUGCUUUUGGCUCCAUAAUUUUCAACGGCAUGGAUUCGACGUCUUCACAUCUCUGCUGUUGA